Messenger RNA from Psammomys obesus (fat sand rat), 10805 nucleotides. RefSeq names its product cardiomyopathy associated 5 (gene Cmya5). The record is from RefSeq and is a predicted model, not a curated record. The transcript is spliced from 16 exons. Gene Ontology annotation, molecular function: protein binding. NCBI's taxonomy places the organism in Eukaryota, Metazoa, Chordata, Mammalia, Rodentia, Muridae. The coding region runs from base 16 to 10248 and encodes 3410 amino acids.
GACCCAUCCUUUUCCAUGGUGACAGUCCAACGGGAGGACAGCGGAAUAACCUGGGAGACCAAUUCAAGUGGAUCUUCCACUCCUUGGGCUUCAGAAGAAAGUCAGACUUCUGGUAUAUGUAGUUUGGAAGGGUCAGCUCUGAAUUCUCCUCCAGGAAAUGUUUCCUUUAUUGUGGAUGAAGUUAAAACAAAACGAAAAAGAACCCAGAAGUCUAAGCAUGGCUCAUUGCGUCGGAAAGGCAGCAAGAAAAGAAAUUCUCUAAAAUCGCAGGAUGUUCUGGCAAACAAAGAAGAUGGUCCUUUAAUUUCAGGAAGUCCAGUGCUAAAUUCUGAGAAGGAGAAGUCAUCUAUUGGCACUUACGAUAAAACAAAACGGAAGAAGACUACAUCAAAUAUACCUCCCAUCACAGGGGCAAUCUACAAAGAGCACAAGCCAUUAGUGUUGAGGCCAGUCUACAUAGGAACGGUACAAUACAAAAUUAAGAUGUUCAAUUCAGUUAAAGAAGAAUUAAUUCCUCUACAAUUUUAUGGGACAUUGCCGAAAGGUUAUGUAAUUAAGGAAAUACAUUAUAGGAAAGGGAAAGAUGCAUCCCUUAGUCUAGAGCCGGAUUUGAGCAAUAGUGGCACUAACAGAAUUUCCCAAAGAACUAAAUUAGUAGCCAAGAGCCCAGAGGCUGAUGUGGCAGGAGACCUUGCUCCACCCUGGAGAGAUGCUCUCUCCAAAGGAUCAAAGUCCAUGACCUCAUUAUUUAGUCAUGAAGAGCAAAAGAAAACGUAUGUUGAUUCCUCCUUAAAUGCCACACCUGCAACUGAACACACAUUUUCUUUUUAUUCCAAAAAUGACACAGCAGUUCAAGAAGAACAUCUCAGACCUCCACAGACACUGUCACAACAGCCAGCGGAUGGAUCAAAGACCUGUAGAACAGAGCCACCGAGCACUCUGGCAACCAUGGUCUUCGAAAGAGCAAAGGAAGAAGUGGAACCAGAUUCACAAGCGAUGGAAAAUUUAGAGGAUGAUGUAAAUCAGGAAGGCAUGGUUUCUGUCAAUCAUUCCAUGCCAUGUGAGGAAGAAUCUUUGGAAACAGGACCACUAAGACUGGCACCAUCCAUCCAAGAAUGGUUUGAGCCACACAUGGAAGGAUUAGAGCCGACUUCAAUAGAAAGGAUAGGCCCAGCAUCUGCACACCAGACCUCGCCUGAGCCCACACCCCACAGAGAGGAGGAACACGUGCUGGAGCCACUCGUGGCCCUUGCAUCUCGAGAACUAGAGAAGGAAGUGGAAACUUCCCUGCCAGUCUCGGACACCGCUGAGCCUGAAGAUUCUAGUCUAGAAGAUGAGAUCAUAGAACUUGAUUAUCCAGAAAGUUCAUUAGUUUCUGAGAGACCUUCCCCAUCACCUUUGUCCCCUGAAGUGAAACACAGAGAACAGUCCAUUCUACCAUCACAGAUGACAUUUACACCUGAAUAUACCACUUUGUCUGAUGAAGAAAGAGAGGAAAGUGAGUCUGUUUCUACUGAUUCUGCUUUUGUAUCUGAGUAUGCAGUCCUACAGGAUUUGAAACAUGAACCAGAGAAGCAAGAAGCCGAAGAAGUUUCUCGACUGGAUGUGAAGUCCAGCUCUGAACCUGCAGUCUUUUCAGAAGAAGACAAGGAACAUGAGUCUUAUUCUCCAGCUGUGGCCUCUGUAUCUGAACACAGUCUCUCUCCACUCAUCACAGAGAAGACAGCAACAUCCCAAUCCCCAGUCUUUUCAACAGUUUCACCACACCAUCUGGUGCUGUCUGGAGAUGAGGCCUCAGAGAACAUGUGCCACACACCAGAUUCCAUAUCUGCUUCUGAAUAUUCUGUUCCAUUGCUUGCUGCCCAAGAGUUGCUGGUAAGAACAGGUGACCAUAAGCCCCCAUUAAAGUCCCAACAUGUUUCAAAGUCCAUGAUUCAGACAGAAGAAGAGAAGGAAGCCAUUGGGCCACUACCACCCCUGUCUGCCAUGCUGAGACAUGCAGGUGAAGAUCUAGAGGAUGAGGAUAUAGAAAGUGAAAGUUUCAUAUCAUCUUCAAAACUGACAAUUAAACCCUUAAUUCCACAAAAUACAACACAGGUAUCCCCCCAAAAAACAAUAGACGACAUGUCCCAUUUUGAACCAAAGGGCAUUUUUGAGCCCAGGACUCUGCUAGAGGCAGAAAAGGAAGUGGUUGGGCCAUCUUCAUUGGAUGUGGUCUCUGCUUUGGCAUGUUCUCUCCCACUGUGUGCCACUGAGACCCUUUCUGAAUGCCAGGCCCCACUUCCUUCAGCGUCCUCAUCUGAGCAUGUGGUACUAUCAGAAGAAGGGAGAAUAGAAAGCCAGCAGGGUGCAAUCUCUUCCACACCUGAAGCGCUUGUCCACACAUCCUCCCUGCUCCUAAAGGGUGCCUCCUCACCUACAAAGCUACCAGAGCAAGAGCAGGAAGAGGAAGACAUUGGGCCCAUUUCCCCUGAUUCUGCAUUUGUGUCAGAAUUCUCAUUCUCACCCUAUCCAAUGCAGGAAGUAGAGAAAAGAGAGCUGGGGGUUGAUUCGCCACUGUGUUUAACAUCAGCAUCUGAGCACAAUAUUUUGUCUGAUGAGGACACUGAAGAGGCUGGGCUCUUUUCUCCAGAUUCAGCAUCACAGGUUUCAAUCCCACCAUACAGAAUCCCAGAAAUAGAGCAAGGUGAAGUCAAGCCACAUGUGUUACUAACUACGAGGUCUGCUCCAGAACAUGCCUACUUCUCAGAGGCAGAUGAAGAAGAGAUUGGAUCCUCAGCCAGCACACCUGUGCCUGAGCAUUUUGAGCCAUCACAGGAGCAAAAAGCUGAGCCUUUUGCUCUCAUGCCUGUAUCUGAAAACCUGAGCCUGCCACCUUCAGCAGAUAAAAUAGGCCAAGCAGAAAUUAUGCCAGCUGCUUCAACAAUCUCAACCUCUGUAUCUGAAUAUCUUAUCCUGGCACAGCAAUGCAAAACUCAAGCAUCUUGGGAGCCUGAGGCUGAAGGUUUGGUACCACCACUGUUAACCAGUGGGUGGGAGAAGGGAGAUGGUAAGAGCAGCUCACCAGCAGCUACAAUGGCGGCUUCUUCACCUGCGCUCUCAUCAGUGGAAAAGGAAGAAACCAGACCUGUUUUGCUCACAUCUCAGUUCUCAGUUUCACCUGAGCCGGCCUGUGUACUUAAGACAAAGCAGGAACCCAAAGUGUCACUCAUUGUAACACGUGCAGAAGAACAGAUGGCUCUGCCCAAAGUCAGAAGGGAAGAAACUGUGCCGGAUUCACAAGCAUCACAGGAUCAGGCACAAGAACCGCAGCCCCCAAAUGUUCCAGGGUCUGGGAUGAAGUACUCAGUUUUGUCUGACUUGGUAGAUGAGCCAAAGGCGGAUGUCGAACCCAAUUUAGCUCCAACUGUGACUUCUGAACUAGAACAGAGAGCAUUGUCAAAGAAUGAGCCCAAAGUGGCAAAACCAUAUUCACCUCCAGAGGAAACAUCUAUUUCUGGACAUAAGGUUUUAUCUGCAGUGAAGAUGGAAGUGAAACACAAUUCCAAAAUAGCCAGGGAACUUCCUGCAGCUUCAUCUGGAAUAGAAAAGGAAGUUGAACACCAUCCACCCACACCACCGGCAUUUCCAGCUUUGUUGGAAGAAAUGAAGAAAGAAACUGAAGCCAGCUUUUCUUCCACCACAGUGCCAGUAACUAAGCUUGAUUCAAGUUUAACUGAAUCAGGCAGAGAUGAAAUCCUAACAAAUUCAUCUCUUGCCAGCCCUGUGGGACAGCCAGGGUUAAGGCAAGUAGGGAAGAGUGAAUUAGAAAGUGGUUUGAAAAAGAACUCGGUGUCUGUGUCAGAGGUGUUAAGGCUGGAACCCAAACUUCCCAUCAACUCAGGUAGUGAGGUAGAGAAAGAAGAAAGCAAGCUUCCUCCCUCACAAGCGUCACCUGCUCACGAACACACAGUUCCAAAUGACAAACCCGAGGAGAAAACAAGGUCUCCUGAGCCUGAAAAUUUAGCAUCAGAUGAUUUGGCCCUCAGGGAUGAGAUGAACAAACAAGCAGAAGAGACAUCUCCUCCAGUGCUGGGAGGCUUCCUGUCAGGAAAGAGAGCGCUCAUAAAGCUCCCCCCAGAGCCUGAGAAACACAAACAGUUGUCAGAAGUACCAGCUGCUGGGUCAGAACUCACUGAUAGUACAGAUAGAGAUGGAUCCUUAGGUAUAGAACCAGUAAAACCCAUUAUAACGGAACCAGGGCCUUCCAUUUUAGGAAAGGGCCCCACUGAGCUUAGGAGCACAGGCAGAGAGCAAGAAGAAAACAGGGAGCUUCCUGUGCUUGCUACAUCUCCAGUAGAGACUAUAGAGGAAAAAAAGCCUGGAAAGACCCUUUGUAAGGUUCGAGCUGUUAAAGUGCCUGAUGUGAGCAGCUUCUUUGAGGAUAAGCCAGAUCUGGGUGUUAAACAAUUCUCAGAUAGGAAAGAGAAUUUGGAGCAGUCAAAACCAUUUAUGACAACUGAGCCUGCCAAUGUUAGAGGAACAACAUCGAAGGAGACUCUCAUUUCUCUGGAGGAUAACACCUGUAUGCUGGAAAAGCCAGAUGGCUUGGCCAAUCAGUGUGAAGACAGAAAACCAGGCUCUGGGCAGCUGGAGUUCUCUGAUAGCAAUAAUCUGAUGACAGGGAAACCUGAGGCUGCUCCAUUGGAUACUGAUCACACAUCUGGAAUCAGAAACCAAGAAGAAAGCCUGGCAGGAGUGUCUGGUGAGAAGCCACUUCAAGAACUCAAACAGGUUCAGUCAAAAACAGUAGAUGAUGUUGAUGAAGGGAGAACCCCAGCCCCUGAAGUGGCAGCAUCCACCCAAAGUGAAUCUGUCCCUGCAAUCAGAGCAGAUGUCAGGCUUCAACCCCCAGAGGCACCAGAGGGGAAUCAGGAGCCACCUGAGAGGCCAUUGGUGGCUGAGCAAAGCCCUCCUGCAGAGAAGGGGAAGAAAGGAAUUUCAUCUUUCAAAUCAUGGAUGUCUAGUUUAUUGUUUGGAACAAGUACUCCAUACAAUAAAGUCACUGACGAAGAUUUAGAAACCCAGCCAAGUCCCUCUGUAGAGAAAGCAGCAACUACUGUAGACACUAAAGUUGCAGUUCCUGCCGAGGUCAAUGCGGCUGAGAAGCCAGCUGUUCAUUCGUUACUCAAGGUCACAGUUAAACUGGCUGAGGAACCCAAGGAUGUUUCACUUAAAUCCAGGGAAAAUCAAGACCUUAAAGAAAAACUCACAUCUUUAUCAAAUGAAGAAGUUUCAAACCAGCCUAAAUCAAACUCUGAAAAUUAUGUUAAGAAAGAACUUGCAGACAAUUCAGAGGGAAUGGAUGUAAGCUUAGGUACUUCAGGUGGUGACGAACAUGUUGGAAUUCAGACUUGUUCCCCUAUGGGUGAGAAACUGGUUAGGAAAGAAUCCCAAAGCAUUGUUCCCCUUCAUGUUACUGAGAGCCAAACACAUCAGAAGCCACAAAUAUCUCCUCCAUCUAUGUGGACUAUUUCUGCUCUUAAGGAAGAGCCAAGUAGUGAUCACAAAGGACCGUGGCUCUUGCCAUCUGACAUAGUAGAUAAAAUGCCACAACAACCAAAGUCAGCUCUGUCUGACUUCACAAGGACAAAGGAAUCAGAGAAGCCAGCACCAGUGAUUUUGCCCGUGGACUCAAAAGGCAGCCUAAUUGAUCUUGGUGAAGACAGACUAAGACAAGAAAUGCCAAAACCUGCUUCUUGGAAACUUUGUGAAGAGGAGGUGAAAUGCCCAGUGGAGGAGGAUAGCUGCUGGGAAACUAGAUCAUUUUCCUUGGCAGAGAAGACGAUGCUGGCAGGGAAGCGAAAAAUCAUGGCUCCCUUGGAACUUAGGGAAAAUAAAGCAGUAGGAAAGUUGCAAAUGAUGCCGGAAUCUCGACCUUUUAAAUUGGAAGAAUCAAAAGCUGCUGAGAGACAGGAACCUCACAUCUCUCCAAGUGAAGAGCUCAUGGAAAAACCCAGUGAGGCUCUUGCUUCAGAGGAGAGGAGAGAAAAGGAAGAGCAGGCAUGGGUGUAUUCAGAAGGAAAGAAGCAGGGACACCUCCCCUACUCUCCAACUGCAGCCAUGUCUAUGCCUGGAACAUCAGCUGUCUCUUUGGAUAAGGCCCAGUCUCCUUCAUUUGUUAAACAACCACCAGUUACUGAAAAAUCGGAACACAUAUUCAUAGAGGUAUACCCAGAAAUUAGGGAAAGAAAGGCAGCAGAAACCCAACCAUAUCUCCAGAAAGAAAAUAAAAUAUUAGUAGAGGAAAUCAAGGCUUCCCUUGUGGAGCCGCCCCAUGGAGAAGAAAUGGAUGGCCAUUCUACCCAGGAAGGAAAUCUGGAGUUGGAGAAGUCAAAUAAGAGUAGAGUAGGUCUCAAAGAGGAAAGGAGGCAGUUCAUAAUGCCUGAGUUGUCCCUUGGUGCUUCAGUGGCUGAUGCAGAUGGAAGUAUGCAGGCAAGACCUCUAUCUAAGGAUGCCGAAAGGACACCAGAGCACGUGACUGGUGAAACAGAGCAUAUAGGAACACCGUUGACUCAGCUGUCACCUGUAGAACCACAGACUUCUCUAGAAAACACAAUGAAAAAACAAGAAACAUGGUCAGAGAGGCCUACAGUCCACACUAUCCAGACAUCUAAAGAUCACCCAGCUGAGAUGGUGAAACAGUCAGUUCUCAUUUCAAAGUGUCACUUGGAAGCUGUGGAGGACAUACACAGAAAUGAGCCAUUCUCUUCAGCAGCAAGCAACUAUACUCAGUUUAUGCUUAGCUCAUCAGCAGUCCAUGCUGAUGGAAUGACUCCUAUGAGAGGCACACCCCAGGAGCCUGACAACUCUGUGAAAGGUGAAGAAUUUGCAGUAACCAGCAAGCCAGCCGGACUUUCUGAAGACCAGAAGAGUGCCUUUAGCAUCAUUUCCGAAGGCUGUGAGAUAUUGAAUAUCCAUGCUCCAGCCUUCAUCCCUUCAGUAGAUCAGGAAGAAAGUGAGCAAAUGCAAGAUAAGUUACAGUAUUUGGAAGAAAAAGCCUCCUUUAAACGCAUACCCCUGCAUGAUGAGAGGGAGGAAGCUGCUUCCUGUAAAACACAGAAAAGCAAGUUAGAAGAUUCUGAUAGGAAAAUUACAUCACUGACAGAAAAUGAACCAAAAGAGACUCAUGAGACAAAGGAGGAGAUAGCCACAGGCACAGAAGUGAGUGAUUUCACUCCUAUUCAAUCCACAGUUUCCAGCGAAGAGGAUUAUUUUGAAAAAUAUACUUUGAUUGAUUAUAACCUGUGCCCAGAAUCAGAAAAACAGAAAUUAACUGUUGAGGGAUUCUCAAAGGAAGCCACAGAAGCAGUGGUUUCUCUCCCAGCAAGUUCAGAUGAGUGUGUCCUAGAACAUGAAUAUGACUCAGGACAGUCAGAUGAAAGCUUUUAUGGGCUAGAAAAGAAUGGCAGCACAUUUUCUCAUGCAGAGAUGCAAAAGUCUUUGGUUAUCAAAAAACCAGAUGAUAGAAAUGCUUCAAAGGGCAUCAGUAGGGAUGUGGACUGCAGGUCACCCGGGAUGCCUUUAUUUGAUGUAGAGGAAGGAGUUCUGUCAAGAAGCCAGAUGUUUCCCACCACCCCCACGCCUGUGAACCCUGAGCUGCUAGAGGAGCCGCCUGCACUCCCAUUCUUAUAUAAGGAUCUGUAUGAAGAGACACUUGGGGGGGAAAAUGAAGGGGAAACAGCUUCUGAAGUAGACAGUGUGGAGUCUGAGGCAGCAUUUCCAAGGAGGAAUUCUGACACUGAUGAUGGAACAGGUAUGUAUUUUGAGAAGUACAUACUCAAAGAUGACAUUCUUCAUGAUGAACCUAUAACUCAAGAGGAUAAAGGCCAACGCCUGGAAGGGAAGUCAGUGGGUGAAGAUGAUUCACAUCAACAGAGAGUUGUGGAAAGAGAAAUUGGGAGAAAGCCAGAAACUAGUGUUUGGGAGAAGAAUCUAGAAGAGGAACACAAGGCUGUUUACAGGGAAAGAGAAUCCAUAGGCCACAUGGAGACCCUUGACAAGGAACAGAAAAAAACUCCCAUUACAGAGCAAGUCACAGUGGUCACCCAGAAGAUGAGCUAUGCAGUUCCAUUUGAAGACACCCGCCGUGUUCUGGAGAGUGUAGAUGAGCCAAGCAGCCAGGGUAAUGAAGCAGGAAGUGCAAGUCCAGAGGGCAAUCUGAAUGUCCCAGAACAAGUGUCUUUCCCAGAGGAAGAAUUGGCAGCCACUUAUGCCCCUGAAAUAUUGCAAGAAAAGCUGGUCCCAUCUGUGCCACAUGAAGAGAGACUCCACAAUGUCCCUGUACAGGAUGAGUAUGAGUUUGUUGACUCUCUGAAUCAUGAAACGGUCAAUCAAGGCAUCUUACCAGAAGAUUCAGAAUCCACACCCGAAGGUGUGUUAUCUCAAGGAACAGAAACCUUCAAGCCCAUCAGAGAACAAGAUUUCAUAAGUGAGGGAGAACCAAGUAUGUCCAUUGCAUGGGGAGAGUUCGACAGGACAGAAGAGCAGUCAGUAUCAGAAUCGGUUACAGCUAAGACACAACAGGUUGACUCUUACUGCUACACCUGCAAAAGCCCAGUCUCUGACGUGGACAGGGUGCUGGACGUUCACAAAGACCACGAGGUCUCAGCCCUUGAUACAGCUGUAGCCGCUGUAAAGAUUCAAUUAGGAGAAUUUCUUGAAAACCUACAAGAAAAAUCUUUGAGGAUUGAAGCUUUUGUUAGUGAGAUUGAAUCCUUUUUUAAUACUAUUGAGGAAAACUGUAGCAAAAAUGAGAAAAGACUAGAAGAGCAGAAUGAGGAAAUGAUGAAGAAGGUUUUGGCAAGGUAUGAUGAGAAAGCCCAGAGCUUUGAGGAAGUGAAGAAGAAGAAGAUGGAGUUCCUACAUGACCAGAUGGUCCACUUUCUUCAGAGCAUGGACACAGCCAAGGACACCCUGGAGACCAUUGUGAGAGAAGCUGAGGAGCUUGACGAGACAGUUUUCCUGGCUUCGUUUGAGGAAAUCAAUGAAAGGCUGCUUUCUGCAAUGGAGAGCACAGCUUCCUUAGAGAACAUGCCUGCUGCCUUCUCACUUUUUGAACAUUAUGACAGCUCGGCGCAGAGUGACCAGAUGUUGAAACAAGUGGCUGUUCCACAGCCUCCCAGACUAGAACCCCAGGAACCAAAUUCUGCCACCAGCACAACGAUUUCAGUGUACUGGAGUGUGAACAAGGAUGAUGUUGUGGAUGCAUUCCAGGUGUACUGUACAGAGGAGCCUCAAGAUGACCAAGAAAUAAAUGAACUGAUAGAAGAAUACAGAUUGACAGUGAAGGAAAGUUACUGCAUUUUUGAAGACUUAGAACCUGAUCGAUGUUAUCAAGUGUGGGUGAUGGCUGUCAACUUCACUGGAUGUAGCCUGCCCAGCGAAAGAGCAAUUUUUAGAACAGCACCCUCCACCCCUGUGAUUCAUGCAGAAGACUGUACUGUGUGUUGGAAUACGGCCACUGUCAGAUGGCAGUCUGCUAACCCUGAGGCCACAGAGACCUACACUCUGGAGUACUGCAGACAACACUCUCCUGAGGGCGAGGGCCUGAGAUCUUUUUCUGGAAUUAAAGGACUCCAGCUCAGAGUCAGCCUCCCACCAAAUGACAAUUACUUCUUCUAUGUGAGAGCCAUCAAUGCAUUCGGGACAAGUGAGCAGAGCGAAGCUGCCCUCAUCUCCACCAGAGGAACUAGAUUUCUCUUACUGAGAGAAACAGCUCACCCAGCUCUCCAGAUCUCCUCCGACGGGACGGUGAUCAGCUUCUCUGAGAGGAGACGGCUGACGGAGAUCCCCUCAGUGCUGGGUGAGGAGCUGCCUGCCUGUGGCCAGCAUUACUGGGAAACCACAGUCACAGACUGUCCUGCAUAUCGACUUGGCAUCUGUUCCAGCUCAGCUGUGAGGGCUGGUGCCCUGGGACAAGGGGAGACCUCAUGGUACAUGCAUUGCUCUGAGUCACAGAGGUACACAUUUUUCUACAGUGGCAUUCUGAGCGAGGUACAUGCGACCGAGCGCCCAGCCAGAGUGGGCAUUCUGCUGGACUACAGCAACCAGAGACUUGUGUUUAUAAACGCCGAGAGUGGACAGCUGCUCUUCACCGUGAGGCACAGGUUUAGUGAGGGUGCACACCCUGCCUUUGCUCUGGAGAAGCCUGGGAAAUGUACUCUGCAUCUGGGCUUAGAGCCCCCAGAUUCUGUCAGGCACAAGUGAUCCUGAGCACUCAGAGUUUCUAAGAGUAAGAAGUCAAGUUUGGGGAAGAGAGCUGUCAUUCUCUCUCAUGCUCUGCAUAUUAUUCAGAUAUACACACCUGCAGUAGUACAGGCUAUGCAUGCCACUGUCAGUGUGUGACAAAAGCCAGGGACAUGGUGACUUACGGCACAGUGUGUGAGAGGCUGGAAAUGGAGCCUCCAUCCUUUGGUUGAGUUGUUUCAUAAAUUCAAAGGAUUUACACUUGACCCAGGAACCAAAACCAGAGAAAUGGACUACCUGCUAUAUUGAUCAAACAAUUUCCCAGGUAGCUAGGUCAGAGGGGAGGGAAGGUUGUGUUACUGGCACAUCACCUCUGACAAAGAGACAUCGACUCUGCCACAAGAAAAUGUCACCUUACUUCACUAGAGGAUGAGUCCUAGUCACUAGAGAAGAUGCUUUAGCUGAUCUAAAUUUACAAUGAAUUUUUAUUAUCACAUAUGCUAUAAAGCGAAGCCUCACUUCUCUGAAACUGGAAAUGUAGAAAAGUACUAGAUAUCAGAGAUUUCCAUUUUGUUAAA